AUGACACUAGCACUCUUAAUCGUACAAACCAAAUUAACUGAUAAUUAUCCAACUCAAUUAUUCGAGUUUAGUAAUUCCAGCAAUACUACUAGCUUUGAAUCUAUUGAAAGUUAUCAAUAUUUGAUGAAAUUAUAAACUCAUAGGUUAGAAUAAUAAAAGCAAAGUUCUAAAACGAAAACUGAUAUAGAUUACGAACUUUUCAAUAGUUUUUUAACUGGAUGCUAGGCAUUUAUUUAAUUACCUUAACUUCGUAACUGUAAUGACGAUCUAUAGUAUACGAUCAACAUUUUCAACUAGACGAUUAACUAGGAUAAAUUCUUGAAGCAAAGAAGUGAGAUUAUUUUAUUUAGUGUCACACAAAUUCUAAGCAACUCAACUGCCAGCUCAAUCAAUUACUGCUAUUCAUCUGGCUAUCAAUUCAUCAUUGAAACACUUAAAAAGCUCAGCAAAUUCCCUACUCCAGCUGAUUUCUGGAUAGCAUUCCUGAGAACUCAAAUGGGAAAUAUAAUUGUGUACAAUUCAAUAUAUCAAAACAUAAAAGUAUAUGGAAAAAAAAACCAGUAAAAAGAGUUAUACUAUGAAGUUGGCAGAUUUUACUAUUCAUUUACUGACAUUGAGCCUUUUCUUGACGGAUCAUUUUCAGAAUCAUCUAACAGCAAAACAGAGGCUAGAUUACGAGAUAUCAAUUCAUAGACAAUUCUGCAGGAAUAAUCCCAACAUACCAUUGUGGAACUUAUCAUCCUUAACUCUCUGGCUUUUCUCAAUUCUUUUCUUGUAGAAUCAUUUGGAGUGAAAAAUGAGGACCCAGUUAUAUGCACAGGAAAUUUAACUUUAUUUACUAAUUAUCUCAGUGAUCUUGCCUAUGAAAUUUCAGGAGUUUAAGCCUCCAUGUUUGGACAAGGGAUAUCAAACCUAAUGAGGACAUUCCAUCCAAUCCUAUUUUCAUGCUCUUAAAGCGUAGGAAAUAUUUUCAGUGACUUACGAGACUACUAGUACACAAUUACAAAUCCAUUAAGUCUGAUUUCUAAUCUGUUUCAUGGUUCUGGAGAUAUUUAUGAUAAUGUCCCUCGUAUCAAAUCAUUACUUUCGUCUGCAUCUGAUCUCUCUAGUUAAAAGUUUUGGACUGACUUAGGGGGACUCUUCGGAGCUACUAUCAACACUAUAUUUCAAAGGGAAGAGCCUAGAUAGCCAGUUUUGAAAUUUAAAUGA
Stylonychia lemnae is the source of this 1209-nucleotide messenger RNA. NCBI's taxonomy places the organism in Eukaryota, Ciliophora, Spirotrichea, Sporadotrichida, Oxytrichidae. The record is from the annotation of a GenBank genome assembly.